UGUAAACUUUACUUGCAUGUAAAGACAAUAAAAUUAAAUACUUUCCAUAUUUUGACAUAUGGGAGAAAAUUUUGCGGCAAGAAACAAUCAAAGUCGAACAAAUUCUCCAAGUACAAUGCCUGACGUAGCAGAUGGACAAAAUUCUGGACAACCACUCAGCGAUUUUUUGCUUCAACUUGAAGACUAUAUUCCUACGAUUCCAGAUUCUUUAACAACCAAUUAUUUAAGAAGUGCGGGAUGUGAAUCUACAGAUCCUAGAAUUAUCAGAUUGAUAUCUUUGGCUGCUCAAAAGUUUAUAUCAGAUGUAGCCAAUGACGCCCUUCAACAUUGUAAAACGCGCUCAAUUAAUACCCCUGCUAACGUAAGCAAUUCAAAGAAUCCGAAAUUAAACAAGGAUAAAAAGUACACUUUAACCAUGGAGGAUUUAGCACCGGCUCUACAAGAUUAUGGAAUUUCUGUGAAAAAACCACAUUAUUAUGUUUAAACUAGAAUAUAUUAUUUUG
This is a messenger RNA of Ctenocephalides felis (cat flea), 503 nucleotides long. Its product is annotated as transcription initiation factor TFIID subunit 10-like. NCBI's taxonomy places the organism in Eukaryota, Metazoa, Arthropoda, Insecta, Siphonaptera, Pulicidae. Gene Ontology annotation, molecular function: RNA polymerase II general transcription initiation factor activity; promoter-specific chromatin binding. Gene Ontology annotation, cellular component: transcription factor TFIID complex; nucleus; SAGA complex. The record is from RefSeq and is a predicted model, not a curated record. Gene Ontology annotation, biological process: transcription initiation at RNA polymerase II promoter. The transcript is spliced from 4 exons. Bases 59 to 484 code for a protein of 141 amino acids.